This is a messenger RNA of Xenopus laevis (African clawed frog), 1372 nucleotides long. It is a transcript of the gene rtp3.L, whose product is annotated as receptor transporter protein 3 L homeolog. Gene Ontology annotation, biological process: protein insertion into membrane; protein targeting to membrane; detection of chemical stimulus involved in sensory perception of bitter taste. The record is from RefSeq and is a predicted model, not a curated record. The transcript has 2 exons. The coding region runs from base 482 to 1072 and encodes 196 amino acids. Gene Ontology annotation, cellular component: membrane. NCBI's taxonomy places the organism in Eukaryota, Metazoa, Chordata, Amphibia, Anura, Pipidae. Gene Ontology annotation, molecular function: olfactory receptor binding.
AAUCAGUUGUAACUUCCCCUUCUUGUGUGCUGCAAUCUCCAGCUCUUCUCUCCCAAUAUAUUUUAAUAUUCUUAGGGGAAAGCAUUUGAAUUUGUAGGAGUGAAUCCCCCACAAGUGAUCUAAAGGAGUUUACAGGUAAAUGUGCUACUUUCUUCAUUAAUUUUCAGUUCUGUGAUUUGGUUCUGUAGGCUGUGUUAUGCAGCUUUAUGGCUACUUUCUGCAUUAAUUCCCAUUGGUACUGGUGGAAGAGUUUGUGCUAACUAGCCCCAUGGGUAAGAGUGCGUGCUAGCUAGUCUCAUGGGUCAGACAGUUUAACAGGUGUGCCAGCUCUUUCACAGGAUCACAGUAAAAGGGAUGAAGUAGCAAUCCUAGGUGUGGAGCAGAGUUAACAGCAGGUUACUUGUCUUAAUUUGCAGUAUAUUGUUAUGCUUUCUUGCAAGACUACCUAGGACACUAGAGUGGACCAGCGCAAGGACCGAGAAUGGAACAAAGAAAUUGGAAAAGUCUGUUUAAAGAUGAGUUAGAACGAAUAUCAGCACCUCAUGAGUGGGAUUUCAUCUUGGAUAACACCCUCCAAAAACAGUUAGCGUGGCUGGUGUACAUACCAUGCACCUUUGGCAGGUUUCAUUGCUCAUCCUGCAAUCGUUUAUGGCACUCUGCUCGGGUGCACCUGUUAUUUCUCAUGAUGCUAGACAAAGUCAGGAGAUGUGGCACCGUGAAAAUGCGAAUUUUCAAACAGAAAUGUAGGAGGUGCACCUCUGCUGACAUGGAAGAGCCUGAAAUAUCCCAGGAGAAUAUCAGAAUUGUCAUUGGUAACCUGGUCAACAGAAUUCAGAGCAAAAUCUACUUGAAGAACAAUUGGAAUCAAGACCGAAAACCAUUGGUGAUUGACAAUUUCAUAGAAGGCCCUCAUAAUAAGGAGCACUGCGAGGCAUGCCAGGCAAAUGUCUGUCCCAUCUCAAUGCUAAAUAUGGACCGGAGUAUACCGGGCAAUAGUAUUGGUUUAUAUUUAAUACUUCCUGCAGUCUUUUUCAUUAUAUGUUUUAUUAUACAUUUCAUUACAAAUAUAUAAUCCUGGUUAGUUGAUAAAUACUAAGAGAACAACAAGAAUAUAUUACUGAAGAAUAAAUGCUCAGCUACUUCUGAAGUCACACUUCUGAAGUGUUGUAUAGAAAUUAAUGUUGCAUAGAGAGAUGGCAGCGCACUCUACUAAAUAUCAAUUGAAGAUUACUUUACCUUUUAAGGUUGGUGCUUGGGAUUAGAAUAGUUUAAUAUGUUGAAAUGAAAAAUGGUCCCUUAUGUCGCACUAUUGUAAAUUUCUUCUUAAUGAAAUAUAAUAAUCAUUAAUUAAAUAAAUGAUUAUUGGAGUAAA